UUGGAGAAAGCCAUGGGAGAUGAAGGGAGUGGGCAAUCUGAUUCCAGCAGUGAGUGGGCCAGAAGAGAAGAAUGCAGCCACCUCAGAUAGGAUUUUCCAAGGGCAGAGGAGGUAUGUGGGGGUAGGGGUUCAUGUGGCCAUUCUGACCUCCGCUCCUGACCCUAGAACCAUGGAAACCAAAGAGAUACCUGCUGUGGCCUGCUGCCCCUCUGACUCUGAAUGCACCCCGGGGCAUGAGACUGGAGCCCCGUGGGGGAUUGAUCUUGGCCCCAGAAGAGCCAUAGGUUGCUGUGACCGCUGCCACAACCAUGGCAUCACUACCCAAAUCAGGGGCCACAAGCAUUUCUGCCUCUUCCAGGCUUGCAAGUGUCACAAUUGUGCCCUCUUCCCGGAACACCGCAGGGUCUUGCCGGCUGUGAGUGCCUUGAAGAGGGAACAGCAGGCACAGCUAGAGAGGCACCUGGCUCAAGGACGAUUGAGGAGUAUGGCUGCCCUGCCCAAAGCUCACAUCCAUGUCAAGAAUUUGCCCGUGGAAGCCGGAGUUCUCACUGGCAAGGAGAACAAUGUGUUGCAGCCCGAGGUCCACAUCCACACAAACCCCAAGGAGGAGAGCUCCCAAGGGGCUCUGCUGCUCGACAAGCCCCCAGAACCGUUGUCUCUGCCCUGUGCUCCUGCGACUUUGGAGCAGGAACUGACGGUUUCUCUUUCCAGGGAGCCCCAUGGGCCCCCUGCCCUGCCCAGCACAUGCUCAGCUCUGAUCCUCCAGCCCUGUGCCACCCUUGACUCUCUUCUACUGCAGCCACAGGUCCCCAAAGCCUCAGACCAGUCUGGGGUUUCUGCCUCUUCAGAGUGGCAGCGGAAGCUGGAGGCUGCUGAGGCUCUGCUGACUCUGAGGGACUCUUCUCAGGCCCCUUGUGACACCAUCUCCCUGCAUCAGUCCUGUGGUCCACCAGCUCCUGCUGGAGAUAAAGAACUCCAGCCUUCCAGCCCCUCUCUGCGCCCCAGGCCAGCCAGCUCCGUCUCGCUGCCUAUUGGACAUCUGGGGUGCAUCUCCCUCUUGAGCUAGGAGCCCAGAGGAGGAGGCCUCAAUAGAGCACUGCCUAUUUGGUAUCCUGUUUCUGAAUGUGCACAUGGUUAAUGUCCAAAAUGCUUAACACCUUUUUUUAAGCCUUCAGGUGUGGAUAUUCUUGUACCUCUAUCCCUUCCUCCUUUGGAUGCUGGAGCCUUUUUAUGUCUCCUGUAAUAGCAGGAUUGUGCAAUCUAAGUUGAACCAUCUCUAAGGGGGGUUCUGUGUGAGUUCAUAUGCCAGAGUUUUUAUUUGUCUUGUGAUUGUAGACAUACCCGUGCACCCAUGUUCAUAUCCAUGUAUGUGGAAACAUAAGAAUGUUUUCACUUUGUCUCUAGGUUUGUGUGUGUGAACAAAAAAUAAAUCCUUCUUGUUGUAAGGCA
This is a messenger RNA of Nycticebus coucang (slow loris), 1449 nucleotides long. RefSeq names its product DMRT like family C1 (gene DMRTC1). The transcript has 7 exons. Gene Ontology annotation, biological process: regulation of DNA-templated transcription. Lineage: Eukaryota; Metazoa; Chordata; Mammalia; Primates; Lorisidae. The coding region runs from base 20 to 1066 and encodes 348 amino acids. Gene Ontology annotation, cellular component: nucleus. Gene Ontology annotation, molecular function: sequence-specific DNA binding. The record is from RefSeq and is a predicted model, not a curated record.